AUACUGUAAUGGGAUUCCGCCAUCCGUGGGUGUGCGCAUGAUCUGAGCUAAAUUUGACGACUGCGCAUGAAGACGCAUCAGUGACAUUCACAUCCUAGAUUCUCGCGCCGUCCGUUCGACCAUGCACCAAUCCCAGUGUCUCGCGCCCUUGCUGCCAGGCAAUAUUUCUUCUAAACUCUCCCUUUGGGCAGCGCUGAAAUGGCGCCACGUGGCAGCUUCCCGCCAGAAGCAGCGCGCAAUUGUCGGCGCGCUUUUGCGCUCCGUCCUUCACUCUAUGUGCAAAACAGAAACUGUGCUUGUAACAGCAGAUACAACAACGGAAGGUACCACACCAGCGCUACAGAACUCCCUGUCAGAGCGAACGAGCGCAGGACACGUGGCGAGGACGUCGCUCCCUGCUGACGUGUGCAAGGCUUUGCUGACAGGCGAAGUAGAGGAGGAAGAAGAAAAUAGGGGGCGCGGGAGCGGGCAGGAGAGGGGGCAGGGAGAGGAGGAGGAAGGUGAGGGGGGAGGAGAGGGGGAAAAUGAGGGGGAAAUCCCGGGGAAAUUUGAGGGGAUCAAGUACUUACCUCCUGAAAAAUAUCGUCCGCCCUCUCGCUUCCCCUCUCCUGUCAACUUCCGCGGUGUGCCCCGACGCCCCCUUUAUAAGCACCUAGCGGCCGCGCUCUUUCACUACUGUCACACUGGAAGCUUGCCGUCAGGCAUGCUGACGUGUCAGGGGAUGGAGGAGAAGGAGAGGAGGCGAGGGGAGGAGGUGGAUCGGUGGCAUGGCACGGUUACGGAUGCUGGCGGGCGGCUCCUGGAGCUAUUAAAGGAGUAUGCUGACAGUGCUCGGAAGGAGAUUAAGGAGAUCCAGGAUCUUGAUGCAAUUGAGGCUGUUGACGAGAUUAUUGGAAUCGAGGGGAUAAAGCGAAAUGAGGAGAUUAAGGAGGGAAGCCCUCGGAGGAGGGGGCAUGUGGGGACGAGAAGGGCGCAUCAGCUGCACGUGCAGGCGGAAUACCUGGAGCAGCUCGCAGAGGGAGAAAAGACAGUGGAGGGGCGCUGCAACCUGCCUCCCUACAGCAGCAUCAUUGCAGGUGAUCUGCUCACGGUCAGUGAUACCCUUACUCUAACCGUUAAGUCCGUACGAGCCUACCCUUCCUUCCACCACAUGCUGGCAUCUCAAGGCCUCCCUGCCGUGCUGCCUGGAGUGAAGACACUGGAGGAAGGAGUGGCAGUGUAUCGUCGGUUCUACUCCGAGGAGAAGGAGCAGCGAGCUGGAGUGCUUGCAAUAAGAGUGGGCCCUGCUAUAACGGGGGCCGGAAAGGAGGAGGGUGUUUACCAGGCAUGCGGAUCUGCUGACGUGGAUGGACGUCAUGCUGAUGUGGAAUCUCAAUUGGGCUCGCUCAUUCAUCGAAUCCUUGUCGCCAUGGGUCCAGGUGGCGUGAGCCGAUUGGUGGGGAUGCGAGUGACUGAGGGGACCGUGCUGACUGCCCUUCCCCCCUCUAGCUCGGCUCUCCUUGCGUCGUUUCAAAAACCCGUGGGGGGCGGAGUCCAAGGGAGGAAGCAGCGGCAGAGGCAGGCACGGCGGGAAAUGGUGCAGAAGCAAGUAGAGCAUAGAAAGCAACAGCGAAAGAAGCAGCAGGAGCAGAGAGAGCAGGAGCAGAGAGAGCAGGAGCAGAAGGCCAGACUAGAUAUAUGUGCAUCAGAGUGCGAAGAGUGCUGCUGCUGCAGACGAGAGCCAGAAACAAGCCAAUCCGAGAGGAGUGAGGUGUGCGUGUGCAGGGGCGCGCUGGGGACGUCUGAAGGGCAAUCAGCUCACUUGGAGGCGUCUCGGGUGCAGGCCUCCGAAGGGCCGUCUCAGUUCACUUGCACGUGUGGAGGAGGAUGUCAGUGGGCGUCAGACAUGGGUCCAUCUACAGGAAGAGGUUCGGAGGCAUCAUCGAUGGCGCCAUGCACCACUGGUGACAUGCACAUGGUGCCAUGCACUACUGGUGACAUGCACAUGGUGCCAUGCACCACUGGUGACAUGCACAUGGCGCCAUGCACCUGCAGAGGAGGACGUUUGGAGGCAUCAUUGAUGGCGCCAUGCACCACUGGUGACAUGCAGAUGGUGCCAUGCACAUGCACCCGAGGUGCAGGAGGAGGGUCCGCUCACGAUUGUGCUCUUGACGAACUAGUGCCAGCUCCCUCACGACAUAUUCAUAGCCACUCACAAUCAGCACUUCUGAAGCCGCAUCCGCGGGCCCACGUGGAGGCACUUACAGUGGGAGCCAGAGCCCUGUCGAAACACUACCAAACUCAACCAGCAGUCUGCUCACACGAUCCAGAAUCACCUGCAGGCUCUCUAGCCACUCACGCCCAACCACCUUUAACUUCAAGCGUCCUUCCCCGAGGCAAUGUGGAGGCACUCCCAGUGGGAGCUGGGCUGCUGUCAGAGCACUGCUGCACACAGCGACCAGCAGUGGGCGACUCAGAAGCACCUACUGCCGUAGGGCACACACUGCAACCAGCACCCUCGAGGCCUCAUCCCCGAGCCAACGUGGAGGCACUCACAGUGGGAGCCAGGGCUCUGUCGAAGCACUGCCACCGGGGGCGUGAGGGAUUUUGGGGCGAUGCUUCUGGACCAGAUGCAAAGAAGAACCAGCACGCCUUGGCGUGUGUCAAGAACCUAUUAGACAAUGCCACGUGGAUGAAUGUGCAUGCCUUGCCGCACGACCUGCCAGUGUUUGAAUUGCGGGAGCCUGAAGGGUACGGGGCGAGAUGGAGUGCAGAUGGCUCACAGUUCCGAGGAUUCCUCGAGCCUCAGAUGCCUGAUGGCCAUGAGAGGAGGUGGCGACACUGACACUACAACAUUGCACAGGGGGGCACCUCAAGUGCCGCAGUUCCGAGGAUUUCUCAAACCUCGGAUGCCUGAUGGGCAUGAGAGGAGAUGGAGGCGCUGAUGACACUGCAGCAUUGCACGGGUGGGGGGGGCACUUCAAGUGCCUCAGUUCCGAGGAUUCCUGGAGCCUCAGAUGAUGCCUGGUGGGCAUGAGAGGAGAUGGAGGCACUGAUGACAGUGCAGCAUCACUGGGCAACAUCAUCACGUCACUCACACAUACGCAAGAGGCUCUUCUUGCCCCUUUCACUGGGAAAAAGGUUCAGAUGCCCGAUGGCCAUGAGAGGGGAUGGAGGCUCUGAUGACACUGCAGCAUCGCUAGGCUACGCCAUCAUCCACACAUGCGUGCGGGGGUUUUAUUGCCUCUUGCAAUGGAACAGGGGCCUCGGGGCUUUGAGACGGGAUGGGGCAGUUGACAACACCGCGAUAUUUCUAGGCUACACCAUCAACCACACAUGUGUGGGGGUUUUCUUGCUUCUUUCAAUGGAACAGGGGCUCGUCGCUCGAUAGCCAUUUGUGGAGAUAGUAGGAUUGGUGAUAAUACGACGUUUCUCGGCUGUGUCGUGUAACUCACUGCAGGGGAGAUUCCCGCCCCUGCCAACAAGAGAGGGUUGUCGGUCUUGAUCCUGCUACUU
Messenger RNA from Closterium sp. NIES-67, 3495 nucleotides. Lineage: Eukaryota; Viridiplantae; Streptophyta; Zygnematophyceae; Desmidiales; Closteriaceae. The record is from the annotation of a GenBank genome assembly.